Molecule: messenger RNA, 327 nt
Organism: Adineta steineri
Lineage: Eukaryota; Metazoa; Rotifera; Eurotatoria; Adinetida; Adinetidae
Source: the annotation of a GenBank genome assembly
AUGGUUCUUGUCAAAAUUUGUGUUUAUGUUUGUACACAAGUACCAUAUUCAAUUACGAAUGGAUUUAUAUCAUUAAGUACAGAUCGUGAUCCUAUUUUUGUUGCGCAAUUCAAUUUAAUUAAUGCUAUUACACUUACUAUUAAUAUUUUAUCAAAUGGAAAUUCAUUCUAUACUUAUUUUUGUGUAUCGAAACGAUUUCGUCGACAAGCUAACCAUGUGCUGUAUGAUUUUUAUAUGAAUCAUUGUCGACAAAAUCAAAUUCAUCCAAAUCAAUCAGAAGGUCUAGCUAUGAAUGAUAUUGCAUGUUCAAUGUUUGUUAUUUCGUGA